Messenger RNA from Cannabis sativa, 1115 nucleotides. RefSeq names its product secreted RxLR effector protein 161-like. The transcript has a single exon. NCBI's taxonomy places the organism in Eukaryota, Viridiplantae, Streptophyta, Magnoliopsida, Rosales, Cannabaceae. The record is from RefSeq and is a predicted model, not a curated record. Bases 1 to 684 code for a protein of 227 amino acids.
AUGGCGAAAAUUCCCUAUGCCUCUGCAGUUGGAAGUCUAAUGUAUGCAAUGUUAUGCACUAGACCUGACAUCUGUUAUGUUGUUGGAAUCGUGAGCAGGUAUCAGUCUAAUCCAGGACAUGAACAUUGGAAUGCAGUUAAGUAUAUUCUGAAAUACUUGAAGAGUAUAAGGAAUCUUGUGUUAGUCUACAAGGGUGGUGCUUUAAAUCCCAUAGGCUACACUGAUUCAGAUUUCCAGGCAAGUCUCGAAGACAGGAAAUCUACAUCUGGGAUGGUGUUUACUCUUGGGGGUGGAGCAGUGGUUUGGAGAAGUGCUAAGCAAACCACAAUAUCGGACUCAACUAUGGAAGUUGAAUACAUAGCAGCAGCCGAAGUUGCUAAAGAACUUGUCUGGCUAAGAAAGUUCUUCACUAGCAUAAGUGUUGUUCCUGGAAUGGAAAAGCCUCUGGUUUUACUUUGUGAUAACAAUGGAGCAAUAGAAAACAGUAAGGAACCUCGAAGCCACAAGAGAAGCAAACACAUUGAAAGGAAGUAUCACAUUAUCAGAGAAUACGUGGCAAGAGGGGAUGUACUAGUUGAGAAAGUUGACACAGAGGACAACCUAGCUGAUCCAUUUACCAAAGUCCUGGCCGUGACAGCCUUUAAAAAGCACUGUCAGAAUUUAGGAUUAAUUGAUAUGACCUAAUUAGUUUUAUAUUAGUGCAAGUGGGAGUUUGUUAGGUUUUAUGCCCUAAAUAAAACUCCAUUUCAAUGUAAUCUAUUUUAUUCAACAUCAAUAAAGAAACAGAAGUAUUUUUCAUUCAUUUGUGUAUGUUUUGGUUCACAUUAUCAAUUGCUUGUCUAUUUGAUUUAUAAAUUCAUCUUAAACCCUUUUCACAUACUUGAUCAUGUUUAUUGUGCUGUCAUCACAUUGGAAAGUAAACAUGACUAUGUGAAUAAAGUUUCCUAGAUUUAUCAGACAUAGGGUUUUACUGAUAUGAUAAUCUACAACAAGAGUUUACUUGCAUUUGGAGAAAUACUAUCUUCUUUCCAGAACAUUGGUUAAAGUAAAGCUCAGGUUGGAUGCAUGGAGUAUGCAUCGGAAGGGACCGAUAUUGAACUUUGACUUAGAUUUAA